Messenger RNA from Cyclopterus lumpus (lumpfish), 3193 nucleotides. Its product is annotated as zinc finger protein 668. Gene Ontology annotation, biological process: regulation of transcription by RNA polymerase II. Gene Ontology annotation, cellular component: nucleus. NCBI's taxonomy places the organism in Eukaryota, Metazoa, Chordata, Actinopteri, Perciformes, Cyclopteridae. The record is from RefSeq and is a predicted model, not a curated record. Gene Ontology annotation, molecular function: RNA polymerase II transcription regulatory region sequence-specific DNA binding; DNA-binding transcription factor activity, RNA polymerase II-specific. The transcript is spliced from 5 exons. Bases 175 to 2172 code for a protein of 665 amino acids.
GCUUCAUUUGUUUUCUUCACCCGGAGCUCCCAUUUAUCAUCUGAUCGGUGAGCGAGGAGCCCAGCGGCGCGUCAUACGUGCGUUCCCACGGAAAGCGACAGCAUUUAAAACGAAGAAGGGAGAGGAAGAACUAGCGGAAUAGUCCCAGAUGUAGUCGCUCGUCAGACCGCAGUCAUGUCCAUUGAGUACACCAUUGAUAUCCAGCUGACGGAGUUGGGAUAUCCGGACAUCCUCCAGAACUCGUUCAGAGACUCGCCCUACCGCCCCGCGUCACCUGAUGACUCGUUCUCACCCAGUCGCGCUCCCACUUCUCUCUCGACCACACAGGUGCAAAGACUGCUGGUUCGAGGCCAGCAGCCGGUUGCUGGUAAAGAGGCUGCAAAACCGAGCACGGUGGUUCCUGCAGCUCCUCUGACAGACAACUGUACAACACAAACCCCCUCACACGGUCCAAGAGCUGUCAAAGCUGUUCCAACUCUUGAGCCCACGGCUGCUGGGCCAGAAGCUGCAGACCUUCUACAGCGGAUGACUGAGCAGGGGGACAACGGCAAAGAAGAUGCUGAUGAUGCUAACGCUGCACGAGAGGACGCGACAGAGAUGCAGAAUGCAGAGGAUCUCUCCGAUGACAGUGAGGUUUCAGAAAUGUAUGAGGAAGAAGAGGUCGAGGAGGAGGAUGAUGAUGAUGAUGAUGAUGAGGAGGAGGAGAGACAAAACGAUGAGUCGAAUCAUUCAGGCGGCUACCGCUGCAGUGUCUGUAAUCUGCAGCUGCCCUCCAAAUUCAAGCUCCAGGAUCACAUGAAUCUGCACACUGGAGCGCGGCCUUACUCCUGUGCCGAAUGUGGGAAGCGCUUCUGCCAGAUUUACAGCUACCGUGCCCACCUGCGCACGCACGCCCAGACCAAAGUGGAUCUUUUCCGGUGCCGCAUAUGUCUGCUGGACUUUGCGUCGCAGGAAUAUUUGAGAGUCCACCUGUCGAAAACUCACUUUGAGAAAGAGUUUUACGAGUGUGACCUGUGCAAACGGGUUUUCACUUCCCUGAAGGCGUGCGAAUAUCACGUGCGCUUCCACAAAUGCCAGCUGGAUGUCGUUUGUGAGAUGUGUGGCCGCAGUUUCUCCUCUCCAAAAUCUCUGGCGCGCCACCGGAAGUCGACGUGCCAUCGCAGUUUCAAAUGCACAGACUGCACAAAGACCUUUCCCAAGAAGAACGCUCUCCUGAAACACAGCUUCACCCAUCUCGGCUUGCUGCCUUACACUUGCAUACGCUGCCGCUGCCACUACCGCCUGGCAAAGCUGUACCGCAAACACAAGUGUGAACCCGAACGCAUUCACUGUGUGGCCUGUCUGCGAGAGUUUGUGAGUCAGGAGGACUUCCAGAGGCACAAAAAGGACACCGGCUGCUGGGGCAACCAGGAGCCUAAAGGGGAUGAGAUCAGAUGUUUGGAGUGCGGACAAAGAUUUGACACUUCGGAAGAGCUAAAGAAACACGCCGGGGCUCACCAGAGGGUUCUGAAAUGUGCCGAGUGUGGGAAGGGCUUUCGGUCGGCCUUGCUGUUAAUGUCCCACAUGGGGGGUCAUGCCGGCAACUCGCCCUGCCUUUGUCAGAGUUGCGGACUGGGCUUUCCCCACCAGCAGAACUAUGACAGCCACCUCAAGACCUGUGGACAAACAUCCCAGCCUGCGCGUGCGCCCAAGAAACGUCCGGCCUCGAAGAAGAAACCAGACUCAUCGCUUCCAACAGCCGCCAUGCCGCCUGCUGUCCUACACAACCCUGCUGCUCCAGUGAAGGAUUCUCGUAGUCCAGGACUUGUGACAGGGGGGGUCUCUGCUGGCACUGGUCAAUCGGAUGGAUUAUGGAAACUAACUCUCAACGAACAGCCGCCCCCAGGUGUCAAUCUUGUUGUGUUUCUCCCCGUCGGUACAACUCAAACCGACAGCCUGACACCCACCUCUGCAGGCUCUCCGGCUCUUGGAGCGAUGGCAAAUGGCCCCCUGAAUUUGGUAGCUGGGAUCAAACGGGAUCCACAGUGGGAAGCACCGCUGGAUUUGUCCAAUAAGUGUAAUUUAUCGACGUCAACUCUCAGCAGCGUUCCUCUUCCGCCUAUUACAAGUGAGCCAGGUGAAUUUGAAUCUCAAGAGAGAAUCACAGCACUGAAAGACAAGAUUAGUAGUUGAAACAAAUUUUGGGGAGACGGAUAGAAAUACUGAAGCAAUUUAAAGUGGAUCCCAUGGACCUCUUCAGUCGUACUGUUAACAAAACGUCCGCUGGACUGAUGGUAGAUAUAAAGAAAGAGCCUCGGUCUUCGGGUCCUGGUUUUGGUCCGUGGUCAUCCAGAUCCUGCCAGCUGAUGGAGGAAGAAAUUAAGAUGGAGGUUGACAUUGCUGAAGAAAAAUAAACGAUAAUAUUUUCAGUGACUGCUAAAUGUAAAAAAAGAAAAGAAUAAUAAUUACAUCGGUAGUCACAUUCCUUACUGGAGGUUGUGUCUACAUCCCCCCCACACUACCAUACCUCUAGCCACGUAAACAUAAGUGUUAUUCUACAGCCAGAACGGUAUCAUAUUCAGAAUUGUGUAUAUAUUUCUCUCAUCAUUAUACCAUCACUCCCUUGUAUGACAAAGCAGAUGUUUCUACUUUUUCCACUGUUAUGUAUAUACUCUUUCAAGAAAUUGACAUCAAGGGUAUUUCCAGCAGCCGACUGUGUGACCUUUUGGUUCAGAAUAAUAUUCUUGUUAUUAUUAUAUUAUUUUGUUUCCUCUGUAAUUUGAACAAAACAUUCCAAGCUGUUGCUUUUCAUGGCCUUUGUUUUUAUUUUCAUUCCGGGUAAAGCUUGCGGCAUGGGUCACCGGAGCAGAGGGGGACCCUAACUGUCAUGCAGCCUAUGCAAUAGCAUGCAGGAUUUCCAGAUUUCUACCUUUCUGUGUUUGUGCGGGGAAUUUAAAUCCCUUUUAGGUUUAUUAACGUGUAAUAAGUUGAAUGAAAACACUGGAUUUUUUUUUUCUAUUCAGCUGAGAACCGUUUAGUACUUUUAAAAACAUAUUUAAUGAAUAAAAAUGGUGGUAGUUGUGGUACAAAAAUAUGACAUUCUGUCACCUUGUGAUGUACAUUUGCUGAAUCUUGACACUGCAGGUGCAUCUUUUGAUGUAAAAAUAAAUAAUAAAAAAAAGGCAAAUAAACAGUUUUCCAUGAUGCAAUACCA